This is a messenger RNA of Drosophila nasuta, 1838 nucleotides long. It is a transcript of the gene Act5C, whose product is annotated as Actin 5C. Bases 173 to 1303 code for a protein of 376 amino acids. NCBI's taxonomy places the organism in Eukaryota, Metazoa, Arthropoda, Insecta, Diptera, Drosophilidae. The transcript is spliced from 2 exons. The record is from RefSeq and is a predicted model, not a curated record.
CAUUACAGUUUGAGUUCUUGUGCUGUGUGGAUAUAUUCCAUUCCAUUGCGACACAAACAAAACACCGCUAAAAAAAACACCAAGCAAACUUCGUCUAAACAAAAGACACAAAACCGCAAAGACUUAAUUUAUAUUUAUUUAAUUUUAAAACAAACAGACCAAAUCUUACAAAAUGUGUGACGAAGAAGUUGCUGCAUUGGUUGUCGACAAUGGCUCCGGCAUGUGCAAGGCUGGCUUCGCUGGCGAUGAUGCGCCCCGCGCCGUCUUCCCAUCGAUUGUGGGCCGUCCACGUCAUCAGGGCGUGAUGGUCGGCAUGGGCCAAAAGGACUCGUAUGUCGGUGAUGAGGCACAAAGCAAACGUGGUAUCCUCACCCUGAAGUACCCCAUUGAGCACGGUAUCGUGACCAACUGGGAUGAUAUGGAGAAGAUCUGGCAUCACACCUUCUACAAUGAGUUGCGUGUGGCACCCGAGGAGCACCCCGUCCUGCUCACCGAGGCCCCCUUGAACCCCAAGGCCAAUCGCGAGAAGAUGACACAGAUCAUGUUUGAAACUUUCAACACACCCGCCAUGUAUGUGGCCAUCCAGGCUGUGCUCUCGCUGUACGCCUCCGGUCGUACCACCGGUAUUGUGUUGGACUCUGGUGAUGGUGUCUCCCACACUGUGCCCAUCUAUGAGGGUUAUGCACUGCCCCAUGCCAUUCUGCGUCUGGAUUUGGCCGGUCGUGAUCUCACCGAUUACCUCAUGAAGAUCCUGACUGAGCGUGGCUACUCGUUCACCACCACCGCCGAGCGUGAAAUCGUGCGUGACAUCAAGGAGAAGUUGUGCUAUGUCGCUCUGGACUUCGAGCAGGAGAUGGCCACAGCUGCAUCCAGCUCAUCCCUGGAGAAAUCCUACGAAUUGCCCGAUGGUCAGGUCAUCACCAUUGGCAAUGAGCGUUUCCGUUGCCCAGAGGCCCUGUUCCAGCCCUCAUUCUUGGGUAUGGAAGCGUGCGGCAUCCACGAGACCACCUACAACUCGAUCAUGAAGUGCGACGUGGACAUCCGUAAGGAUCUGUAUGCCAACACAGUGCUGUCCGGUGGCACCACCAUGUACCCUGGUAUUGCCGAUCGCAUGCAGAAGGAGAUCACCGCCUUGGCUCCAUCGACCAUGAAGAUCAAGAUCAUUGCCCCACCAGAGCGUAAAUACUCUGUAUGGAUCGGUGGUUCCAUCUUGGCUUCCCUGUCCACCUUCCAGCAGAUGUGGAUCUCCAAGCAGGAAUACGAUGAGUCUGGCCCAUCCAUUGUCCACCGCAAGUGCUUCUAAGCGGGCAACAGUUGGUGGCCAAAACGGGAGCAAGAGGAGAAGUGGAGUGGCAACAAAAACAACAUCAACCAGAAGAGCUGCGCAAUGUUAUCACAUCAUCAAUGUCAUGUUGUGUUCUAGCAUUAAUUUAAUUUAUUUCACCACGAGAUAUAUGAUAUAAAAUGCAUAUUUUUUGGUUUUUUUUUUUUAAAUACCUUUUAAUAUAACAACUAAAUUGAAACCAACAACUAGAAGAACGUACAUCUAUAUAUAUAUAUUCUCAAUCUCUCUGCCGCCAUUCCACACGAACACAACACUCACACACACACAAACACAUCCAUGCAAACACUCCCGGGCAUGACAACAACAAAAAAAAGACAUCCAAAAAAUAUUCCCCAAAAAAGCAAAGAAAAGACAACACCAUCAAAUUGCAAAACAACAACAACACUAAGUUUUGUAAAAUUUCAAACGCAACCUUAUGUAUUAUUUUUUAAUUAUGAUGUAAUUAUAAACAACAAAAUGAAACAAAAAUAUGAUGAAAAAAAAACAAACUUAA